AUGCUUUUGUAUAAAUCGGAUGAAUCACUGUUACUAUUUGGAGAACCAGGAGUUGGAGGCACCAAUUGUAAACAGGUUGUAUUGGUAAGAAUAGAGGUAGGAGAAUGGGUUGUAUUGGUAGGAAUAGAGGUAGAAGAACGGUUGUAUUGUCACUCUUAUCCCCAAGAAAUAUCGAAUCAAGACAUUUCAGCUGACGAAUUGGAUGAUAAUAUUUGGGAGCUUCCAGAAUACAGUUCUUCAGAAUAUGACUCCAAUGAUUCUAUAAUUUUUGGAGACAUAUCAGCAUCAUCUCAUUCCGAUAUGGAAAUAGACUCUCCUUCGGCAAAUGUAUCCUCUUUUGCAGAAUGUGAUCUUGAAGAUUAUGAGGGUGCUUCGUUAGAAGAUGCUUUUGAUGACUUGCAAAAUCUACCAACUAUUAAAUGGCCCAACGAAGCUUAUCGUGAAUUUAUGGAGAUAGUUAAUAAGCACCAACUAUCUAAUUCGGCUGAUGGUGCUGAACAUCGAGUAUUUGAAGAACA
Molecule: messenger RNA, 518 nt
Organism: Ambispora leptoticha
Lineage: Eukaryota; Fungi; Glomeromycota; Glomeromycetes; Archaeosporales; Ambisporaceae
Source: the annotation of a GenBank genome assembly